Ceratotherium simum simum (southern white rhinoceros) is the source of this 652-nucleotide messenger RNA. RefSeq names its product ribosomal protein L29 (gene RPL29). NCBI's taxonomy places the organism in Eukaryota, Metazoa, Chordata, Mammalia, Perissodactyla, Rhinocerotidae. Gene Ontology annotation, molecular function: structural constituent of ribosome. Gene Ontology annotation, cellular component: cytosolic large ribosomal subunit; ribosome. Gene Ontology annotation, biological process: cytoplasmic translation. The record is from RefSeq and is a predicted model, not a curated record.
AAGUCCUUCCAUAUCAGGGCGGCAGAGGUAGGCCCGGCCCUAAUCUCCCCCUUGUCCUCCAGGUGCAGACAUGGCCAAGUCCAAGAACCACACCACGCACAACCAGUCGCGAAAAUGGCACAGAAACGGCAUCAAGAAACCUCGAUCACAAAGAUACGAAUCUCUUAAGGGGGUGGACCCCAAGUUCCUGAGGAACAUGCGCUUUGCCAAGAAGCACAACAAGAAGGGCCUGAAGAAGAUGCAGGCCAAUAAUGCCAAGGCCAUGAGUGCACAUGCCGAGGCUAUCAAGGCUCUUGUAAAGCCCAAGGAAGUCAAGCCCAAGAUCCCAAAGAGUGGCAGCCGCAAGCUCAACCGACUUACCUACAUCGCUCACCCCAAGCUCGGGAAACGUGCUCGUGCCCGCAUCGCCAAGGGUCUCAGGCUCUGCCGGCCAAAAGCCAAGGCCAAGGCUCAAACCAAGGCCCAGGCUGUGGCUGCAACUGCGGCUCAGGCUCCCAAAGGUGCCCAGGCCCCCACGAAGGCUCCAGAGUAGAGGCCUUUGUCUGCCAGUGUGAGGACGGAAGGAUUGGUGUGACCCCUGGGCUGCUCUCUGCAUGGGGCUGGUAGUCCUCCUGUGCGAUUUGUACAAAUAAACCUGAGGCAGGAUCUAUCA